This is a messenger RNA of Cariama cristata (Red-legged seriema), 654 nucleotides long. It is a transcript of the gene RDM1, whose product is annotated as RAD52 motif containing 1. Gene Ontology annotation, cellular component: nucleolus. Gene Ontology annotation, molecular function: RNA binding. Lineage: Eukaryota; Metazoa; Chordata; Aves; Cariamiformes; Cariamidae. The transcript is spliced from 5 exons. The annotation marks the transcript as partial. The record is from RefSeq and is a predicted model, not a curated record.
CAUUCCCUGUUUUCAGUGUUUUCCAAGUUUGGGCCGCUCUACUCCGUGCGAGCACACAGAAAUGCUGCUGUGGCAGGGCCUGGAUAUUACGCCAUCAUCAAGUUUUAUUCAGCUGGAGAUGCUAGCAGAGCCCAGCGCGCGUGCAACGGGCAAAGGCUGUUUCAGAAAUCUCCCUUGAAGGUUUGUGUUUGCACCAAGCAGAAGGGGUUUCAGCAACAAGUCCUUGCUCUCAACAGCAACAAGUGCCAGGAGUUGGCCAACCAUUACCUUGGCUUUAACGGCUGGUCCAGUCGCAUCAUCACACUGCAGAAUGUAUCUGGAUUUGGCAUUGAGAAUGAGGAACUGGGAAAGACAUUACAGAAGCGAUCAGUGAAAUACCUGUGUGCUGUAGAGGUGACACUGCCCAACCAUGGAGUACGCACAAGGGGAGUUGCCCUUGGCAAGGCAGAUAUAGAAAACAGUGAAGAUCCUCUCGAGUUUGUCACAGCCACAAGAAGAGUUCAGAAACUCGCUGUUGGGAAAGCUUUGUCUAGUGCUUUUCAGAAGAUACUCCUCGUAGUCUUAGAGAAUGGGAAAGUGGCUGUGGAGCACAAUUCCUCCCCACAGGAGCCCACAGACUCCUUAACAGAAGAGGAACUGAAGGGGCUUGUUCAG